Messenger RNA from Morus notabilis, 2411 nucleotides. RefSeq names its product methylmalonate-semialdehyde dehydrogenase [acylating], mitochondrial. Gene Ontology annotation, biological process: thymine catabolic process; L-valine catabolic process. The transcript has 21 exons. The record is from RefSeq and is a predicted model, not a curated record. Bases 243 to 2411 code for a protein of 722 amino acids. Lineage: Eukaryota; Viridiplantae; Streptophyta; Magnoliopsida; Rosales; Moraceae. Gene Ontology annotation, cellular component: mitochondrion. Gene Ontology annotation, molecular function: methylmalonate-semialdehyde dehydrogenase (acylating, NAD+) activity; malonate-semialdehyde dehydrogenase (acetylating, [NAD(P)+]) activity.
CAUGGCCGACGCUGAGAAAGUGCCCAACCCUUACUUCCGUUGCCUUUGAUCAGCCGGCCAUUCCCCGUCGCCUUCGCCGUCUCCGUCGCCUUCGCCGUCUCCGUCGCCUUCGCCGUCUCCGUCGCCCUUGCCGUCGCCGGCGUUAAGCAGAUUGAUUAGCAAGGAAAGAGUUGAUUGCAAGAUUUGAACUUGAUGAUGAUGAUGAACAUGACAAAGCCUGGAAUGGCUCGAGCUAUUAGAUUAUGUGGAUAGGUGGUCUGGCUUUGCCACAAAAUAUAGAGAUGAAUGUUCAAACUUGCAUGGAGUCAAGUGACUCACCAGGGAUGCUUCCACCUCCACCUGGAACCUUUGUAGAUCGUGAAGAACUUAUUCAACAUGUUGGUGAGUUCGCUGUGUCUCAGGGAUAUGUGGUAACUAUUAAGCAAUCCAAGAGGGAUAGAGUGGUCGUCCUUGGUUGCGACAGGGGAGGUGUUUACCGUAAUAGGCGUAAAACUGUUGAUGAGUCCUCCGCUGAGCACACUCGCAAAAGAAAAACAGGCUCCCGGCUAACAAAUUGCCCUUUUGAAGCUGUGGGUAAGAAGGAUGAUGGCUUGUGGGUACUUACCAUUCGAAAUGGAACACACAACCAUGAGCCCCUAAGUGACAUUUCAGAACAUCCUUCUGCUCGUCGCUUUACGGAGAGAGAAGUUUUGCUAAUUAAGGAGAUGACAGAUGCUGGCUUAAGACCUCGCCAAAUAUUGAAGAGACUCAGACAAAGCAAUCCAGAUCUAUUAUCCACGCCAAAACAUGUUUACAAUGUUAAAGCGAAAAUUAGACAAGGAAAUGUAACAGUGAGGAACUUUAAAUCAUUGAGACCUCAAAAAUCUGCUGUGAGUAACGAUUACCCUGCAAGCAAUCCCUCUUCUAGGCAACGCGACCCUUUGAGGGUUCCCAAUCUCAUCGGUGGUAGAUUUGUUGAUUCACAAUCUUUUGCCUCUAUUGAUGUUAUCAACCCGGCAACACAGCACAUUGUUUCUCAUGUUCCUUUAACAACAAGUGAAGAGUUCAAAGCGGCAGUAUUUUCAGCUAAGCGCGCUUUUACUCCAUGGAGAAACACACCAAUUAUGAAUCGUCAACGCAUUAUGUUCAAAUUCCAAGAACUUAUCCGAAGAGACAUCGAUAAGCUUGCAAUGUGCAUUACUACAGAACAUGGCAAAGCGUUGAAGGAUGCAUAUGGUGAUAUAUUACGUGGGCUAGAGGUGGUGGAACAUGCCUGUGGCAUGGCAACCCUGCAAAUGGGAGAGUUUGUUUCCAAUAUAACUAAUGGAAUUGAUACAUACAGCACUAGAGAGCCUCUUGGUGUUUGUGCUGGGAUCUGCCCCUUUGAGUUUCCAGCUAUGAUUCCCUUAUGGAUGUUUCCUGUUGCAGUCACAUGUGGCAAUACAUUUGUUCUAAAGCCAUCAGAGAAAGAUCCAGGGGUUUCUUUGAUGCUGGCAGAGUUAGCAAUUGAAGCUGGUUUGCCUAAUGGUGUCUUAAAUAUUGUUCAUGGAACUAACGAUAUCGUCAAUGCUAUUUGUGAUGAUGACAACAUCAGAGCUAUUUCAUUUGUUGGACCAAGUAGGGAUGGUGCUUACAUUUAUUCAAGAGCAUCAGCCAAAGGGAAACGCAUCCAGUCCAACGUUGGAGCCAAAAAUCAUGCAGUUGUUAUGCAUGACGCAAGCAUGGAUGCUACCUUAAAUGCACUUGUUGCUGCUGGUUUUGGUGCCGCUGGACAAAAGUGCACGUCAAUCAGUGUUAUUGUUUUUGUUGGAGGCAUAAAUCCAUGGGCGGAUAAACUAGUGGAGCGUGCUAAAGCCCUUAAAGUUAAUGCUGGAACAGAAACGGAUGUAGAUCUUGGUCCGGUGAUAAGCAAGCAGGCAAAGGAGCAAAUCUGCCGAUUGAUCCAAACAAGUAUUGAAAGUGGUGCGAAACUUCUGCUUGAUGGAAGAAACAUUGUGGUUCCGCAAUAUGAGCAUGGCAACUUCAUUGGUCCCACCAUCUUAUCCGACAUCACUGUUAACAUGGAAUGUUAUAGGGAGGAACUUUUGGGCCCAGUCCUCCUCUGUAUGCAGGUCGCGAGCAUUGAGGAGGCCAUACACAUCGUUAACAGAAAUGAAUACGGCAUUGGAGCUUCAAUAUUUACAACAUCCGGUAUAGCAGCAAGAAAAUUCCAAGCUGAGGUUGAAGUCGGGCAAGUUGGCAUUAAUGUUCCUAUCUCAGUCCCACUGCCCCUUUCCUCAUUUACAAGCUCCAGGCCAUCUUUUGCCGCUGAUCACAACUUCGAUGGUAAGGCAGGAAUUCAGUUUUACACCCAAGUAAAGACUGUUACUCAACAAUGGAAGGAUUUAUUGGGCAGUGAUGGUGGAGCCUCUGUGGCACUGCCAAGUUCAUAG